This is a messenger RNA of Glycine soja, 994 nucleotides long. Its product is annotated as selenoprotein F-like. Gene Ontology annotation, cellular component: endoplasmic reticulum lumen. Gene Ontology annotation, molecular function: oxidoreductase activity. NCBI's taxonomy places the organism in Eukaryota, Viridiplantae, Streptophyta, Magnoliopsida, Fabales, Fabaceae. The record is from RefSeq and is a predicted model, not a curated record. Bases 15 to 611 code for a protein of 198 amino acids. The transcript has 4 exons.
UAAAGCCUAGAGUUAUGAGUUACGACAGAGCGAGAGGACUAUGGAAUGAAGUAACUAACCCAAACCUAGUCCCCUUACUUGGCUCGCUGGUUGGAUUUGAUUCGACUCGAUUCUCGCUGAUGAAGAAGCAUUUGAUGCACAGCUAUGGCGUUGCCGUGAUUGUGGUGUUGGCUUUGAGUUUGAGUUUGGGUGCAUCAGCGGAACAACUCAGUUCACGAGAAUGCGAGAAUCUCGGUUUCACCGGACUCGCCUUGUGCUCCGACUGCAACACUCUCUCCGAGUACGUCAAGGACAAAGAGUUGGUAUCGGAUUGUUUCAAGUGUUGCACCGAAGACUCCAAUGAUGCCACUACCAAGAUUACGUACUCUGGAGCUUUGCUGGAAGUCUGCAUGAGGAAACUUGUUUUCUAUCCUGAAGUUGUUGGCUUUAUUGAAGAUGAAAAAGAUCAAUUUCCAUCAGUAAAGGUUCAAUAUGUUUUUAACUCUCCACCAAAGCUAAUUAUGCUGGAUGAGGUGGGUCAGCAAAAGGAAACAAUCAGAAUUGAUAAUUGGAAACGUGAGCAUAUACUACAGUUCCUGAGAGAGAAGGUGAAGCCUCUAGCGUCUGAUUGAGAAUCUUUAACCCAUUCUCUGGCAUGCUCUGGACUCGUUCCCAUUUAACAGAAAAGAGUGGGAGUAUAUAGUGUGGCUUAGACAAGUGAAUUAAACUUGCCCUGGGUUACAAGUGACCUUAAUAACAUAAAAUCAUCAUAAUUUGGUCAGUUUAGAUAAUUCUGGGUUUUGACAAUUGAUUUCAAUACGACGUUUUCCUUUUUCCAGAUUUUAUGGCAGUUGUAAGAUGAUGUAUAAACUGCAGUAUUGGAGUUGGAGACAAGCAUGUUUCAGUGUUUAUCAGUGAUAAUGCAGGAAUAGAUAAUGUAAUUUGUUUUUAAAAAAAAAACCAACUAACUGUCAUGUUAUUUUUCUCAAUUAAUUACUGUUUCCGAGAGCGUCAA